AUGGCGGAGUAUAAUGGAAGGAAGAAAGGUUCUCUCUCAAGGUGUGGCAAGAAGGUGGAAUCCAUUGAGCAUAUCCUCCUCCAUUGUUCAUUCGCUAAAGCAGUUUGGUUUGGGUGUCCUUUAUUGAUCAGAAUCCCUUCCGAUUACAACUGCUCUUUGUCAAGUUGGAUUGAAGAGUGGAUCAAUCUCAAAGAUAUGGAUAGUAAGGAUCAAAAGCAGGCCAACAGCCUCUGCAACUUUAUUGCGUGGACUCUGUGGUUAGCUAGAAAUGAUGGUGCACUUGGAAGUUGUCGUUUGUCCUUGGAAGAGGUCCACUCUGCGUCCAAGAAAACUUCUUCUCAAUCUGGUGUUGCCCCUGUUCCCUUAAUGGAGCUAUGGAAGCUGCCAUCACACCCCUUCUUUAAACUGAACUGUGAUGCUUCUAAAAACCCAAAGAGUGAGAAGCAAGGCAUGGGGGUGAUAAUUAGGAACUACGAGGGCCAUCCCGUGCUUGCCAAAUUAGAGAUAAGCUACUUUGUGGACAUUGAUGAAGGGGAGGCCUUGGGGAUUAGAACUGGAAUGCUGGAAGCCAUGGCCAUGGGGGUGGAUUUCCUUGAGGUUGAGUCUGAUUGCAAAGGAGUUACUGAGUUGAUCCUGAAUCCAGGUAGAGCAGGUGCUCUACAAGUUCAGCCUAUUAUCUCAGAUAUCCUCUUCUUGGCACCUUAUUUUUUUGAAUGUGAAUUUUCCUUUAUUUCUAGGGAGGCAAACCUAGCUGCCGACUCCCUAGCAUGGAAGGCCCUGUCUUUGCAGAAUACAACAGUUUGGCCAUUACCAAUCCCUGGUCGAGAGAUAUUUGUAUCCCCCAAAUCAGAAGUGCUUUUUCUGCUAAUGUCAGUCGAUGCCUGUGCACUGACCGCUGAUCACAUCAAAUUCCGUCAUGGAAAACAUGCUACACCCAUUCUUGAAGUAAGUGGAGGUGCCCUGGAGGGUUCCCUGGGUGUCACAACCUUGAGCAGUGAAUCUGUUUUCUGUGUCAGAGAACGUGAAGGGUGUGUUAGUCACAGAUUGCAGCCCAUGUGUUCGAUAAAAUCGAUGCCUCGAUAUUUUUAG
Molecule: messenger RNA, 1089 nt
Organism: Telopea speciosissima
Lineage: Eukaryota; Viridiplantae; Streptophyta; Magnoliopsida; Proteales; Proteaceae
Exons: 4
Coding region: 1-1089 (362 amino acids)
Molecular function (GO): nucleic acid binding; RNA-DNA hybrid ribonuclease activity
Source: RefSeq, a predicted model, not a curated record